Molecule: messenger RNA, 1374 nt
Organism: Mucor velutinosus
Lineage: Eukaryota; Fungi; Mucoromycota; Mucoromycetes; Mucorales; Mucoraceae
Gene: CIT1
Product: citrate (Si)-synthase
Exons: 8
Coding region: 1-1374 (457 amino acids)
Biological process (GO): intracellular signal transduction; peptidyl-serine phosphorylation
Molecular function (GO): protein serine/threonine kinase activity; ATP binding
Source: RefSeq, a predicted model, not a curated record
AUGGGGAACAUUGAUAGUUUACCUGAGAUUGACAUGAGAGAGGAAGAAGAAGAAGAUGUCCACCUAGCCCAUUUCAAAGUAUUAAAGACCAUUGGCCAAGGAGCCUUUGGUAAGGUCUAUAAAGUGCAGCAUCGAAAGCAGCGAGAGCUAUACGCGUUGAAAGUGAUCAACAAGGAGAGAUGCAUCAAGAUGAAUGCCGUAUCCAACAUUAUCCGAGAAAGAACAAUUAUUGAAUGUUUAGAUCAUCCACUUGUUUGCAAUAUGCGGUUUGCUUUUCAAGACACUGAAUCAAUGUUUAUGGCUAUGGAUUUGAUGUCGGGAGGAGAUCUCAGGUCCCAUAUUUCCAACAGCACAGUACAACAGCACGAUGAAAGGACGAUUCAAUUUUGGAUGGCUGAGUUGAUUUGUGCUGUCAAAUAUCUACAUUCGCAAGGGAUAAUACACAGAGAUAUCAAACCUGACAAUAUUCUACUGGAUCAACAAGGGCAUGUUCAUCUCAGUGAUUUCAAUAUUGCUUGCAAUAUACCUGAAAAGUACGAAAAGCCACUGAUUUCGUUAUCAGGCACCGCAGUGUACUUUGCACCCGAAUAUUUUAAAUGCAUUGGUUACAAUGAAGAUGUCGAUUGGUGGAGUCUAGGCAUCACAUUUUAUGAGUGUGUCUAUGGAACGAGACCCUGGUUACACUGCACAAAUAUUGAUGAUUUAGGCAAACAAAUUCUGCAUCGAAAGAUUCCAUUUCCAUACAAACAGUCCAUUUCAGUUGAAUGUGUAUCAGCCUUGAAAAGUUUUUUAGAAAAGGAUCCCAAAAAGCGAUUGGGUCAUGGUAUCAUCUCAGGCUGGAACAAAAUCGCUUCUCAUCCAUUCUUUCGUUCUGUUGAUUGGUACACUAUGGAUAACAAACAAUGCCAACCUUUGUAUAUACCUCGCAUUCAACCAUUCACGAUACCCCAAGCAACAACAGCAGCAGCAGAUGACUUAUUAUCGCAACAAACAUCACACAAGACGACGACUACAUGUUCCAUCAUCCCAAAAGACAUAACACCUCCACUGGAUGAGGAGGAAGGCGUCAUGGGGUGGCUGAAUCGAUACAAACGAUCCAGUCGAACAUUGCAGAAACAAAACCGAUUCAGUCAAGAUCUUAAAAUCAUACAAGACAAGUUUAAACCAUUUGACUAUACGAUAUUCGAUCAGUACCAAGGGUUUCUAGACGAACGAUUGAUGACUGUGGGCCCACCGCCUGAUUGGGUCAAGCCUGCUUUUCCUGAUGCUGAUAAUGGAAGUAUACUACCGAUUCGAAAGAUCUAUUUGGAGACACCUUCUGUUUUUGAUGUGUUUGGAGAUCACCAUUAUAUGAUGGGACAACAAUGUAAAUGA